CUCUCUUUCUCUCUCUCUCUCAACAACACACCCCCACCUUCCUAUAUAUUGCAUCAUGAAGAAGCAAAUCUUGAAAAGCAACACAUCACUAAAAAGAUUAAGAGAGAAAUGGAGUUGUGCUCAAAGGAACAAGAAGGUUUGUUGGAAGAGUUACUAGGCCUAAGAGAGAUGGAGGAGCACUACAACACAAACAUGAAUCAAGACUUCACCACAAAUUGGAACAUUCUCGAAGAUGUUUCCAUCCCAACAAACACUUGCUUCCAAGACUUGUCUCUCCCCAUCCUCGACCACCACUACUACUAUAGUAGCGCCCCGUUUGGCGACGACCUUUCGCCUCCCGGUUUCUCCUCCGAUUCAUCAAACCCCAACCUCAACUCCCAAACACUCCCUUACGCCGCCACUCCCCAAUUCGAAGACUGCUACUCCAACUCCAACUCCAACUCCUUCUCCUUCCUCCUCGAAGACUUCGGAAACGGGCUGGAUGUCGGGCCUCCUAUCAAGCCCGAGCCCGGCCUCCCCGGCUUCAACGUCGGUUUUGCCCAUGAGACUGAGAGGAAGAGCAAGAUGAAGAAACUCAACAACGGCCAGCCCUCCAAGAACCUCAUGGCUGAGAGAAGGCGGCGCAAGCGCCUCAACGACCGCCUCUCCAUGCUCCGAUCAGUCGUCCCCAAGAUAAGCAAGAUGGACAGGACAUCUAUACUUGGUGACACAAUAGAUUACAUGAAGGAGAUGCUUAAUAGCAUAAACAAUUUGCAAGAAGAAAUGAAUUUGGGAGGGAAUGAAUUGGGGUUUUUGGGUAUAUUCAAGAACCCCAAGCCUGAGGAGAUCUUGAUCAGAAAUACACCCAAGUUUGAAGUGGAAAGGAUGGAUUCAGAGACAAGAAUAGGGAUAUGCUGUGCUGCAAAGCCAGGAUUGUUGCUAUCAACAGUGACAACUCUAGAGGCAUUGGGCAUUGAUAUUCAACAUUGUGUUAUUAGUUGCUUCAACGAUUUCGCAAUGCAAGCUUCAUGCUCCGAGGAUAUGAAGAAGAGGGCAGCUUUGGAUGCAGAAGACAUAAAGCAAGCACUGUUUAGAAACGCGGGAUAUGGAGGAAGAUGUCUCUGAUAAUCAGCUGUCAAUUAAUUGAUUUGAUCUCGAAUUAUUUUACAAAAUAUUGUGUAUCAGUUAUGCUAAGGGAUAAUAAUUUUAUGUUGCGUAGGUUUAUAUCGUGUUUUUUUAAAUUUAUUUUCAACUGGAGGGAAGUAGUUGUUUGUUUUUUUGUUUUUUUCUCAACAAAAUAUUGUAUUAGGGGUGUAGUUUAUUUUGAUUGUACGGUUAAUAAAAAAGUGUGAUUUUUAUGACCUUAA
Messenger RNA from Salvia splendens (bonfire salvia), 1346 nucleotides. Its product is annotated as transcription factor bHLH93. The coding region runs from base 109 to 1104 and encodes 331 amino acids. Gene Ontology annotation, molecular function: DNA-binding transcription factor activity; sequence-specific DNA binding; protein dimerization activity. Lineage: Eukaryota; Viridiplantae; Streptophyta; Magnoliopsida; Lamiales; Lamiaceae. Gene Ontology annotation, cellular component: nucleus. Gene Ontology annotation, biological process: regulation of DNA-templated transcription. The transcript has 4 exons. The record is from RefSeq and is a predicted model, not a curated record.